Molecule: messenger RNA, 4232 nt
Organism: Ipomoea nil (Japanese morning glory)
Lineage: Eukaryota; Viridiplantae; Streptophyta; Magnoliopsida; Solanales; Convolvulaceae
Product: leucine-rich repeat receptor protein kinase MSP1-like
Exons: 3
Coding region: 281-4093 (1270 amino acids)
Biological process (GO): protein phosphorylation
Molecular function (GO): protein binding; ATP binding; protein kinase activity
Source: RefSeq, a predicted model, not a curated record
AUUUGCAUCAUACGGUGCAAGUCAAGAAUUGUCCUGAUUGCUGAAUAAUAUGGAGAAAAAGGAGUUAAAGGCACAAUGCUGAAUCCAGACUAGAUUACAUACAUACAUAAAAAGUAACAGUCCAUAUAAGCAGAUUACGCGUUUGAACGCAAACAGUGCUAGAGAUCAUGACGCACAGCAACCUGUAAGCUGUUUCUGGAGGUUGCUAGUCUGGUCUCCUACAUGAACCUAAGUUUAUUUCAGAUUUCAAUCAACUGAUGUUCUAAACUGAGCUCUGAAAAUGUCAGCGAUAUGGAAGUGUUCUCGUGUACUAAUGAUGAUGAUUGUGCUAUGGAUUAUGCCCUCGGGCUUCAUGGCUGGAACUUCUCUAGAUGACAUUGAGUUACUGAAAGUUCUAAGGAACUCCCUUGCUGAUAGUGGAUAUGCCAUCCCGGGUUGGUUUGACUCGAAUAUUUCUCCUUGUAAUUGGACUGGGAUUGGUUGUGAUGCUGGGAGAGUGAUAGAGAUUGAUUUACCAUGUAUGCAUCACCCUCUGAGUCUUCCAUUUCCAGACUGCAUUGGACAAUUCAGGUCCCUCGAGCACCUAAACCUCAGCAGAUGUGGCCUAAAUGGUGCUGUAUCUCCAAACUUAUGGAGUCUGGAGAAUCUUGAAGUUCUGAACUUGGGUGGCAACAGGCUAAAUGGGAUGCUUCCAUCGGCUAUUUCUGGCCUGCGAAGCCUGAGAGUACUUGUGCUCGACAGGAAUGACUUUUCGGGUAGUCUACCAUCAACGAUUGGUGAACUUAAAGAGCUUCGGGAACUCUCUCUUCAUAGAAAUUCGUUUUCAGGAGAACUUCCUGAGGAGAUUGGGAAUCUGGGGAAGUUGGUGGCCCUGGAUCUUAGUAAGAAUUUCUUCUCCGGGAAUCUGCCUUCAAGUCUGGGUAAUCUGACAGAGGUUCUCUACAUCAACGCCCGCCUCAACAAUUUUACUGGGCUUCUGUUUCCCGAGAUUGGAAACUGGAGGAAGCUUAGAAGUCUGUAUCUUGCAUGGAACAUGCUGACUGGACCUCUACCUGCAACAAUUGGGAAUCUGCAAAAUCUCGAGACUAUUGAUCUGCAAUACUGCAAGUUCACAGGAAAGCUCCCGGAAGAAAUUUCUGAGCUAAGUAGCUUGAUUGAAUUGAACUUUGCACAUAAUGAGUUUGAAGGUGAACUUCCUUCAGGCAUAGGCAGGCUAAGAAACCUUGCUCAACUUAUCGCGCCAAAUUCAGGGCUGAGUGGAAGAAUACCCUCUGAAUUAGGAAACUGCACGAGGCUCGAGGUCAUAAACCUGUCCUUUAACUCAUUUGUUGGUCCAUUGCCCACCAGCCUUGCAGGGUUAGAGUCAUUAAUUACACUGGUUCUUGAUGGGAAUCAGAUCUCAGGCCCCUUGCCUGUUUGGAUUUCCAAUUGGACUCAUGUAGAAUCAAUAAUGUUAUCAAACAAUCUCCUAACUGGGACUUUUCCUCCUCUGAAUCUGCCUUAUCUAUCCUUCCUUCAUGUAACAGGCAAUUUUCUUUCUGGUGCCUUGCCUGCAGAAAUUUGCAAUGCCAAAUCACUGAAUACCCUUUGGUUAUCUGGCAAUAAUUUCUCAGGUACCAUUGAGAAUACUUUCAGAAACUGUUCAAGCCUCAGAGAGUUGGAUUUGUGCAAAAAUGAUCUUUCUGGUGAGAUCCCUCCAUACCUAGCCCAGCUUCAACUUCUCACCCUGGAACUCUCCAGAAACAACUUCUCUGGAACCAUUCCAGAUCAACUAUGGGAGUCAAGAACAUUAGUGGAGAUCUCUCUAAGCAACAACAUGCUCGAAGGCCGGCUUUCAGACAAAAUGGCUAUGCUUCCAUCACUGAAGAGGCUGCGCCUCGACAACAACCUUUUCCAAGGGAAUAUUCCAAGGACCAUUGGGAGUUUAAAGAAUUUGACAAAUCUUUCUUUACAUGGAAACAAGUUGGCAGGAGAGAUUCCCUUGGAGCUUUUCGAAUGCACAAAGCUGGUGUCUUUGGACCUCGGUGCAAACAGGUUUUCAGGUCAGAUUCCCAGGUUUAUAUCUCAGUUGAAAGAUGUUGUCACGUUGGUUCUCUCCGACAACCAAUUCUCAGGCUCCAUACCAGAUGAACUCUGUGAUGGGUUCCAACACAUGCCUUUACCCGACUCCGAAUUCAUCCAGCACUAUGGUAAACUUGACCUUUCCAACAAUCAACUUAUUGGAUCCAUUCCUACAUCCAUUCAGCAAUGCACUGUUGUCAAAGAGCUACUGCUGCAAAGAAACAAGCUAACGGGCACUAUUCCAAUCGAAAUCUCGGGCCUCCAGUAUCUAACAACCCUGGAUUUGUCUUUCAAUUUCUUAGCAGGUCCAUUCAUCCCUCAAUUGUUCUUCAUGAAGAAUCUUCAAGGCCUGUCUCUUUCCCACAACACCAUUUCUGGCUCGAUUCCUGAGAAUCUCAGAUCAACGAAGACGGGCCUAGUCAUGCUGGACAUCUCAAAUAACUGGUUCACAGGUCCCCUGCCAUCUUCUAUUUUUAGCAUUGAAAGCUUAACAUAUCUGGAUAUCAGCUUAAACAAUUUCUCAGGCUCCCUCUCCAUCCAUACUGGACUCUCUAGCUCCUUGUUAUCUCUCAACGCCAGCAACAACAAGUUCUCCGGACCUCUCGACCCAUCGAUCUCCAAUCUCACAUCUCUUUCCCGGUUAGAUCUACACAACAACACCCUCACCAGCACUUUGCCCCCUUCCCUUCCCGCCCUUUCUGCAUUGACAUAUCUGGACAUUUCCAAGAAUGAUUUCCAAGGUUCUUUCCCUUGUGAUAUCUGUAACAUAAACGGCCUUACUUUUACAAAUUUCUCAGCCAACAAAUUCACAGGUGAAGUGCCUCUAAGCUGCACAGCACCUAGCCUGUAUUGCUUAUUACAAGAACGGCCUCCAUUUUUCCAACCUCGCAGCAGCUGUGCACCUGCAUUUCCUUCAAACCGUACAUUUGUGGUGGUAAUAUCUCUUGCCACACCUCUCUUUGUGUUCGCCGUGAUAAUCGCAAUUCUUUCAUUCAAACUUUGGAAACAAAAAGCCCUACUUAUGGACAGGGGUACUGACAGUGCUAAGAGAACAGAUCACCCUACUUCCUAUACCGAUAAUCAUCAGCUUCAGACAAAGGAGCCUCUUAGCAUCAACAUCGCAGCGUUUGAACACACUCUAUUGAGGCUCAAGCACGCAGCUAUCGUGUCCGCCACGGACAACUUUAGCCGGAGCUAUAUCAUUGGCAAUGGCGGCUUCGGGACAGUAUACAAAGGAAAACUGCCAGGGGGCCGAGUUAUCGCGGUCAAGAGGCUCUAUGGAGGCCGGGAGAUCCAUGGAGACCGGGAAUUCUUUGCAGAAAUGGAAACUCUCGGAAAGGUAAAGCACGAAAAUCUGGUGCCAUUGGUUGGCUAUUGCGCGUUUGAAGAUGAGAGGUUUUUGAUUUAUGACUUCAUGGAGAAUGGCAGCCUGGAAUCUUGGCUAAGGAACAAACCGGAUCAUGCUACGGUUCGGCUCAGCUGGCCAACCCGGUUCACGAUUUGUCUCGGGUCAGCCCGGGGGCUGGCCUUUCUACACCACGGUUUCAUCCCGCACAUAAUCCAUAGAGACAUCAAAUCCAGCAACAUUCUACUAAACAACAAGUUCCAACCCCGGGUGUCGGAUUUCGGGCUGGCGAGGAUCAUAAGCGCGUGCGAGAGCCACGUCAGCACCGCCCUGGCCGGCACCUUCGGGUAUAUACCGCCGGAAUACGGGCAGGCGAUGGUGGCCACGGCUAAAGGCGAUGUGUACAGCUUCGGGGUGGUAAUGCUGGAGCUGGUGACGGGGCGUGCCCCGACGGGGCAGGCCGACGGGGAGGGAGGCAACCUGGUUGGUUGGGUUCGGUGGAUGGUGGCGAAAGGGAGGGAACGUGAGGCGUUGGACCCUUGCUUAUUAUUAUCGGCUUCUUCGUGCGGCAAGGGUGAAAUGUUGCGCGUUCUUCGCAUUGCGCGGUCGUGCACCCAUGAUGACCCCUGCAAACGACCUACCAUGAUUCAGGUCGUGAAACUACUCAAGGAGGCCGCCGUAAUGUAAAACUCCGUAUUUCAGUUGUAAGGAACGCAGUAGUUUAGUCUCCUUAUUUUACAUUCAUGUUUUAUGUACUCUUUUUCAUGUUGGGAUUAUGUUGCAAACUCUGCUUCUUUCAUCUAUAGUUAGAACUUAUUAAGAACCA